UUGCAGGCAGGCAUGCCCCGGACACUGAGCGCCUCCGACAUGGUCACCCCAGGCAGCCUUGGCCCACCCCCCACGGAGCCCACGGAUGGCGAGCAGGCCGGGCAGCCCCUCCUGGACGGAGCUCCCUCCUCAGCUUCCCUGGACACCCUCAUCCAGCACCUGGUGCCCACGACUGACUACUACCCCGAGAAAGCCUACAUCUUCACCUUCCUUCUGAGCUCCCGCCUCUUCAUCGAGCCCCGGGAGCUCCUGGCCCGGGUCUGCCACCUGUGCAUUGAGCAGCAGCAGCUGGACCAGCCGGUGCUGGACAAGGCCCGGGUCCGGAAGUUUGGCCCAAAACUCCUCCAGUUGUUGGCCGAAUGGACGGAGACAUUCCCGCGGGACUUCCAGGAGGAGUCGACCAUCGGGCACCUGAAGGACGUGAUGGGCCGCAUCGCCCCCUGUGACGAGGCGUACCGGAAGACGAUGCAUCAACUCCUGCAGGCUCUGCACCAGAAGCUGGCAGCUCAGGGCCAGGGCCCGGAAGGCCUGCUGGGGGCCGACAAGCCCAUCUCCUACAGGACCAAGCCACCAGCCUCCAUCCACAGGGAGCUCCUCGGCGUCUGCAGUGACCCCUACACUCUGGCCCAGCAGCUGACCCACGUGGAGCUGGAACGCCUACGACACAUCGGGCCUGAGGAGUUUGUCCAGGCUUUUGUGAACAAGGAUCCUUUGGCCAGCACAAAGCCUUGUUUCAGUGACAAGACCAACAAUCUGGAGGCUUAUGUGAAAUGGUUCAACAGAUUGUGCUACCUCGUGGCGACUGAGAUCUGCAUGCCGGCCAAGAAGAAGCAGAGGGCCCAGGUGGUGGAGUUCUUCAUUGACGUGGCCCGUGAGUGCUUCAACAUUGGCAACUUCAACUCUCUGAUGGCCAUUAUCUCCGGCAUGAACAUGAGCCCUGUCUCCAGGCUGAAGAAGACCUGGGCCAAAGUGAAGACAGCCAAGUUUUUCAUCCUUGAGCACCAGAUGGACCCGACAGGGAAUUUCUGCAACUACAGGACAGCCCUGCGGGGGGCAGCCCACCGCUCCCUGACUGCCCACAGCAGCCGGGAGAAGAUCGUCAUUCCCUUCUUCAGCCUGCUCAUCAAAGACAUCUACUUCCUGAACGAGGGCUGUGCCAACCGCCUCCCCAAUGGACAUGUCAACUUUGAGAAAUUUCUGGAGCUGGCCAAGCAGGUUGGAGAGUUCAUCACGUGGAAACAAGUGGAAUGUCCCUUUGAGCAAGACCCCAGCAUCACCCACUACCUGCACACCGCCCCCAUCUUCAGCGAGGAUGGUAAGAUCUUCUAUUUUGGGGAAGACGUGAGAAGCUCUGAGCAGGAGGAGGAGGAGGUGGAGGAGGAGGAGGGGAGGAAGUCAGCAGAAGCCUUCCGCAGCCCUGCCUCAGCCGGCCCAGCAGAAAGUGGAGGUGGCCUGGGAGCCUCUACAUCUCCAGCAGGCACCACGCCGCUGGCCCCUGCCAUUCUGCUGAUGGGCCCUACCCUGUCCCACUCCCCUGGCCCCAAGAUGGGCUGGUUUCUGCAGCCCAAUUCACUCCCUUUCUGGAUCCUGCUGGUAUCAGGGGAUAGCUUUCCGGUGACAGCUGUGACACAGGUCAUGGGACAGAUUUGA
This is a messenger RNA of Panthera uncia (snow leopard), 1650 nucleotides long. It is a transcript of the gene RASGEF1C, whose product is annotated as RasGEF domain family member 1C. Gene Ontology annotation, biological process: positive regulation of GTPase activity; Ras protein signal transduction. Gene Ontology annotation, molecular function: guanyl-nucleotide exchange factor activity. The record is from RefSeq and is a predicted model, not a curated record. Bases 13 to 1650 code for a protein of 545 amino acids. Gene Ontology annotation, cellular component: plasma membrane. The transcript is spliced from 13 exons. Lineage: Eukaryota; Metazoa; Chordata; Mammalia; Carnivora; Felidae.